UCUCUCCCUCUCUCUCUCAUUAAGUUGUACAAUAAUGUUGGCAAGGAGCAGAACUCUUCCACCCAGAAUCAAUCAUGGGGCUAUUGACGAGAGGCAUGACAUCAGACACUACAUGCAAGUGGAAGUCCAACCCAAAGCCCAGAGUAGGGAGGCUGAAGCAAUAAACCCUCUUGCCAACUAUUCCAAGUGCUUGGAUGAUGAUGGCCGCUUGAAGAGAACAGGAACUUUUUGGACAGCAACAUCCCACAUAAUCACAGCAGUUAUAGGGUCAGGUGUGCUGUCUUUGGCAUGGUCGAUUGCACAGCUCGGCUGGGUUGCAGGCCCAGCAGUGAUGCUUCUCUUUGCCUUGGUAAUUCUCUACACAUCUGGUCUACUCUCACAGUGCUACAGAUUCGGGGACCCGGUCACCGGGCAGAGAAACUACACUUACAUGGAUGCUGUCAAGGCUUACUCAGGAGGGAGAAAGGUUGCAACAUGUGGGGCAAUUCAGUACUUGAACUUGUUUGGCACUGCAAUUGGUUACACAAUUGCAGCAUCAGUAAGCAUGAUGGCAAUAAAAAGAUCCAACUGCUUCCACAAGAGUGGGGGAAAAGAUCCGUGCCACAUGUCGAGCAACAGCUACAUGAUAACAUUUGGGAUCAUAGAGAUUAUAUUUUCCCAAAUCCCAGAUUUUGACCAAGUUUGGUGGCUCUCCAUAGUUGCUGCUAUCAUGUCAUUCGCAUAUUCUUCAGUAGGUCUAGCUCUUGGUAUUGCCAAAGUUUCAGAAAAUGGGAGCUUCAAAGGAAGCAUGAUGGGCAUUAGCAUAGGGACAAUGACAAAAGCAGGGACAGUAACUGCCACACAGAAGCUAUGGAGAAGCCUGCAGGCUCUUGGGGCAAUUGCUUUUGCAUAUUCUUAUUCUAUCAUCCUCUUAGAUAUACAGAAUACUGUAAAAUCUCCCCCAGCAGAACACAAGACCAUGAAGAAGGCAACUUUGCUGAGCAUCAUAGUAACAACAGUGUUCUAUCUACUCUGUGGGUGCAUGGGUUAUGCUGCUUUCGGAGAUAAUGCUCCGGGAAAUCUCCUAACUGGCUUCGGGUUUUACAACCCGUACUGGCUACUUGACAUAGCCAAUCUCGCCAUUGUUAUUCAUCUUGUGGGUGCAUACCAGGUUUAUUGCCAACCUUUAUUUGCAUUUGCGGAGAAAAAGAGUGCACAGAAGUGGUCAAAAAGCGACUUUGUGACAGCAGAAUAUGACUUACCAAUUCCUUGCUACGGUGUUUACCGGCUCAACUUUUUCCGGCUAGUAUGGAGGACCAUGUUUGUGGUGGUGACUACAAUCAUAGCCAUGCUCAUGCCUUUCUUCAAUGAUGUGGUUGGAAUUCUUGGGGCCCUCGGAUUCUGGCCUUUAACAGUCUACUUCCCCGUUGAAAUGUACAUUUCUCAGAAAAAGAUCAGGCGAUGGACAAGCAGGUGGCUUGCACUUCAAUUCUUAAGUCUGGCUUGCUUCUCUGUGUCUCUUGCUGCUGCUGUUGGCUCAGUAGCUGGUGUAGUUCUGGAUCUCAAGACCUACAAGCCAUUUAAGACUAGUUAUUGAAGGGAAGACCAUGGAAUCUAAAGUGAAUACAGUAAAAAGUUAGUGUUAGAGAGCAGCCUCUAUGAUAUCUUUGCGGGACAGGACCCUUAAAAGAGUGCAGAAUAGGUCCUUCCGGGAAAUAAAUUGUAAUCCGAUAAAUAAGAAAAAUAUGAAACUAAACUUGAUUUCAAUUGCCACUGUCUUGCAGGUAUAUGACUUUCUAAUGCAAAUAAAACUAUUUGAAUGGAGGACUUCCAUUGAUGUUUUGGA
Molecule: messenger RNA, 1825 nt
Organism: Diospyros lotus (date-plum)
Lineage: Eukaryota; Viridiplantae; Streptophyta; Magnoliopsida; Ericales; Ebenaceae
Product: amino acid permease 3-like
Exons: 8
Coding region: 35-1576 (513 amino acids)
Cellular component (GO): plasma membrane
Source: RefSeq, a predicted model, not a curated record